AUGCUAGCAAAUAUCGACUUUUGGGAAUAUUUAACUGUAAUUAUUUUAUAUUUUUUACUUGUAAUUAAACCAAUAUCAAACCAAGGCAUAUCUUGUUAUAAGUGUAUGACAACUAAUUUGAAUAAUGAUGCUUGUCAAGAUCCAUUUUCAUCGUUACUUAACCCCAUUCAUAAUAAUUGUCAGGCAACAUCUAUGGGCAAAAAUGGAACAUUUUCAGCUCGAUUUUGUGUAAAAAUUAGUGGUCGUAUUACGAGUAUUGACGGUGGUGCAAAUGCUUCAUAUGUAAAUACGAUUUUCUAUUAUCGUACAUGUAUUGUUGAUAAUAUAAUGGAAUCAACGAAAUCAUUAGAAACAUCGGGCAGUUUUCGUUUAAAAGGCUUUCAAGAUAUGUCUGGUUCUAUUCGUCUGCAAGGUCACAUUGCACUUUGUACAUAUGAUGGAUGUAAUCAUGCAAGAACAUUAUGUUCAUCAGUAUUAAUUAUUAUUCUCGAUUUGUUGUUAAUUAUUUAUACUAGUCGUUUCUAUUAA
This is a messenger RNA of Rotaria sp. Silwood2, 528 nucleotides long. NCBI's taxonomy places the organism in Eukaryota, Metazoa, Rotifera, Eurotatoria, Philodinida, Philodinidae. The record is from the annotation of a GenBank genome assembly.